Fraxinus pennsylvanica is the source of this 303-nucleotide messenger RNA. The record is from the annotation of a GenBank genome assembly. Lineage: Eukaryota; Viridiplantae; Streptophyta; Magnoliopsida; Lamiales; Oleaceae.
AUGUUAUUAUGUGACCAGGUGGGCAAGGGUUUGUCUAAAGAUGCCGAGGAACAAAAGUUGGCUUUUCAACAUUGGAUUGAAGCUGGUCAUAGUUCUUCAUCUGGACAGAAGCAGAAAUUUACUUCUUUUAGAAUCUGUUUUAGAAUCGGGACAGAAGCAGAAAUUUUCAGGAAAAACUCCAGGAACCCAGCAACAUUUGUAGUAGUUGAUGGAUGGACCGUGACUAUUGCUUCAGUUGGCGAUUCCCGCUGCAUUUUAGAUGCUCAAGAUUGUGGUAUCUCUAUCUUGACUGUUGAUCACUGA